AUGAGUAUAUAUAUACCGUAUAAAUCUUUAGUAUAAGGUGGGCUGAUAGCAAAUUAUCAAUCAAUUCAAAUAUCAAACGAUGGUAUUCUAGUAACUUUCCAAAAUCCCAUACAAAAAUGGAAAACGAAGAGAGAGAAAAUCAUAAUCUUCAUCAAAAUCAGCAUAAUCUUCAUCAAAAUCUACUAUCACCAAAAUCACAAAAACAAACCUUACAAUAUGAAGAUGAUGAAUUAAAAAGUCUAAGAAUAUUUCUAACAUGGGCUUGUGUUGAUCAAUCAAACCCUUGGAAAACAAGCCUAUCUUGGUCCGUUUUCUUCUUGUUUUGUAUUGGUGUUCCAAUUUUAUCGCAUUUUGUAUUGUAUUGUUCAACUUGUAAAGAUGAAGAUCAUCUUCAACCUUUUGAUUCCAUUGUUGAGCUUUCGCUUUCGGCCAUUUCUAUUCUUUCAUUUCUUAAUCUUACCAAAUUUGCUAGAAAACUUGGUCUUAGGAGGUUCCUUUUCCUUGAUAAGCUCUAUGAAGAGAGUGAUCGGGUUCGGUUCGGGUACUCCAAACAACUUCAGAGAUCAGUCAAAAUCCUAUGUAUGUUUGUGGUACCCUGUUUCAUUGCUGAUACAGCCUACAAAAUCUGGUGGUAUGCCACAGGAGGACCUAAAAUCCCUCACUUUGGCAACCUAAUAUUGAGCCACACCAUUGCUUGCUUCUUGGAGCAAUGCUCUUGGCUAUAUCGAACCUCGAUCUUCUUCCUAGCUUGCGUGCUCUACCGUGUUAGCUGCUACCUUCAGAUCCUUAGACUCGAGGAUUUCGCUCAGGUGUUUCAACUCGAAACGGAUGUUGCAAUGGUUUUACUAGAGCAUCUAAGGAUCAGAAAGACUCUGAGGAUCAUUAGCCAUCGAUUUCGAACUUUCAUUUUGUUCACCUUGUUACUUGUCACUGCUAGCCAGUUUGCUUCUUUGCUAGUCAUUACUAAGUCUGAUGGCGGUAAAGUUGAUGUCUACACUGCUGGAGAAGUCGCGCUUUGUUCGGUAACCCUGGUAACCGGAGUGUGCAUAUGCCUAAGAAGUGCAGCAAAGAUCACACAUAAGGCGCAAGCCAUUACCUCCUUGGCUGCUAAAUGGCAUAUUUGUGCUACGAUAGACUCUUUCGACGCUGUCGAAGGUCAAACAACUCCAAUCACUCGAUCAUUCUCGCCUCUUACAUUCCCCUACUGUACACAUACUGAGUCAGACGAGGAGGAGGGAGAUGGCGACGACGACCUUGAUAACACUAAGAUGGUUCCUGUUUUUGCAAACACUAUUUCCUACCAAAAGAGGCAAGCCUUAGUAACUUAUCUAGAGAAUAAUAGAGCUGGGAUUACAGUGUAUGGAUUCAUGUUGGAUAGAUCAUACCUCCAUACUAUUUUUGGAGUUGAAUUAUCCUUGGUACUUUGGUUGCUUAGCAAGACAGUGGGUAUUUCAUAAUUAAGAAGUUUUAUGUCACUCUGAUUUGAUUUCUAUUCCUUGUAUAGAAUUUUAUGUCCAAUGGCUUAAUGAAAUGGUACAUAUCUACAUAAUAUGGUAUAUUUUUUAAAUUGAUGUACUAUUAGGGGAAGAAUUUUGUACUUCGUUUGAUUUUUUGUUUGGUACGAUAUUAGCUGUUGUUAUAGAAAAUGUAUGUUUAAUGUAAUUUGUAUUAGAAUAGAUCAGGAUUACGGAGUAUAUUGUUUUGUUUCAUUAUGGUAAACUCGGAAGGAGAAAAAACAUAUGUACGCAAGUACUAAUUUUGUAAGGCACGGCAAAUUAUUAAAUGCAAGAUAUCUAUUUACGAAGUA
This is a messenger RNA of Chenopodium quinoa (quinoa), 1807 nucleotides long. RefSeq lists its product as uncharacterized. The transcript is spliced from 4 exons. Lineage: Eukaryota; Viridiplantae; Streptophyta; Magnoliopsida; Caryophyllales; Amaranthaceae. The record is from RefSeq and is a predicted model, not a curated record. Bases 117 to 1457 code for a protein of 446 amino acids.